AUGGAAGCACAGGACAAACUACCAUCGACCACCCUUAAAACUACUCCUCUAUUCCAGCCUAGAUAUGGAUCGACUCGUGAAGAAGCCUUCCAGCUCUCUUAUGAGAGAGCUGUGGCUAUCAAUAAACACUACGGGUUUACGAUAGAAGAUAUUGUCUCCCUCACGCCGAGAUUUUGGGAUAUGCACACGGACGGAAUCAUCCUCUCCGAUAUUGGCGCGCAUGCUCUGCUCUCGAUACAAUACAAUCUCGCCGCUGGGACAAUUGCGCCAUUUGCCCGUGAACGAGCGGAUCUCCAACCGUUGUUGGAGAAGAUAUUGAAGUUUCAAGUCUCAGCAGGGUUCAUGCUAACUGAACUCGAUCAUGGCUUGGAUGCUAAAAAUCUGGAAACGACCGCGACGUUGCAGUCUGAUGGCAGUUUCAUCCUGCAUACUCCCCGGCCCGGGGCGGCGAAAUUUGUACCCCCAUCAAGGCCUGUAGCUGGGAUUCCACGCAUUGCAGUGGUCAUGGCAAAGCUCGUUGUGGACGGAGAGGACCGUGGAAUCCGUCCUUUCGUGGUAGCGCUUGGAGAUGGAAAGGAGAUGUGUAAAGGUGUGACUUCGGUUCUGCUCCCAGAAUUAGGCGGCAUCAAAGCUCCUUAUGCCAUCACAUCCUUCGACCAAGUGUCUUUACCAGCAACUGCACUUCUGGGGAGUCUCGAGAAACCGGCUAACAUGCGAGAACAUUUCUUUUCCACGAUAUGGCGAAUUCCAAUUGGAACACUUGCCAUGAGUCUCAUCAUGAUCCCAGCCCUCAAGUGCGUUUCCUACAUUGUAGGGAAAUACAGCCUGCGCCGAACAGUCCAUGGCCUUGAUAACACCAGAAUCCCAAUUAUCACCUUUCGUACGCAACAGCUACCGAUCCUGCAUGCGCUAGCACAGCUCAGUGUCAUGGAGCCCUUUGCAAAACACAUAAUCUCACUGUUCAAAGACACUUCUUUGAAAAGUGAAGUCCGGCAUGGGUAUGCUGUUAUCCUCAAGGCAGUUUUCCUUCAAUAUGCUCAGCGCAGCAUUCCACAACUUGUCGAACGGUGCGGCGCACAGGGCUUGUUUCAGCAUAACCAGAUUUGUGACGCAGAUAUCUUGAAAAAGAAUCUUGUCCGUGCAGCUGCCAUUUCAGAGGGGGACGCAUUGGUUCUCAGCAUUCGUCUCGCAGUCGAAUUAUUCCUUGGUCGAUACACAAUGCCCCCACCGACCAAGCCCGACUGCCUUCUUGCCCGAUACGAACUUGGUUUAAUCGAGGAGUGCGUGAAACUCAUCGAGACGAUCCCUGACGGUCAUCACAGUCAGGAGUUUAACAGGCUCCUCAUUCCCCGAUGCCGACCGAUUGUCGAGGCAGUUGGUCAUCGGAUGGCGUAUGAGACAGCUCUUGCGUCCGGCGUCGACCCUGACUUGCUUGCCCUUUAUGAGAUGGGCAUUGUGAAGGAUAAUCUCAGCUGGUUCGUCGAAUCCGGCGGGCUUACCAGGGCCAGCGUGUUCGAAAAGGAAAACAAGGCCCUCGACGCCAUUCUGCCGCGUCUCAACGAUCUUUUGGACCAGUUAGACAUCGCGCCAUAUUCUACUGCACCGAUUAUUUCGCAGUCGAUGUGGGAGACUUUUGUCGGGGACUUGGAGGCGUACAGGGGCAACGCGGAAUAUCCCCUCUUUGAUGUUGUUAACGGACAGUAG
Messenger RNA from Rasamsonia emersonii CBS 393.64, 1704 nucleotides. RefSeq lists its product as uncharacterized. Gene Ontology annotation, biological process: lipid homeostasis; fatty acid beta-oxidation using acyl-CoA oxidase. Lineage: Eukaryota; Fungi; Ascomycota; Eurotiomycetes; Eurotiales; Trichocomaceae. Gene Ontology annotation, molecular function: fatty acid binding; FAD binding; acyl-CoA oxidase activity. Bases 1 to 1704 code for a protein of 567 amino acids. Gene Ontology annotation, cellular component: peroxisome. The record is from RefSeq and is a predicted model, not a curated record. The transcript is spliced from 7 exons.